AUGCAUAUAAUUCAAAAGAUAAAAGGAAUUAUAUAUGAUAAUAAUGAUACAACUAGUGUAAAAGACGAGAAAAAAAAUAAAAAAGUUCAUGUUAAUGAACUAAAGGAUGAAAUAUGGUUAUAUAAAAAUGAGUAUAAUAAAGAAAAUGUAAAUGAGGAAUAUGUCAGGGAAAUUGAAGAUGAUAAUGAAUAUUAUGAUGAUGAAAAUGAUAAACAACCAAAAGAUCAUUUUUUAGAAGUUCCGUUAUUUGAUGAGGAUGACUAUGGGAAGAGCAUAAAAAGGAGAAUGAAGGCUUUCCCAAAUAAAAAAGUGAAUUCAAUCAAAAGAUACGAAGAGACAGAAAUAAGUGAGGAAACUUUAAGUACCACAGAUGAAGAAGAAGAAAUAGACGAGCCCUUCUUGGAUUUAUAUGAAGAAUUAAAGAGGGAACAAAAAAUAAGGGAGUUUUAUAAUCCUAUGCUAAAGCCACGAUUAUGGCGUUUAGAAUUUUUUAUAAAAUACAUUCAUAAUUUGGAAAAUAAUAUUCAGAAAAACUUUUAUUUAAUAUCAUUUGGAAAUACAAAGAAUGUCAAUCUUUAUGGAGGAAUGCAAAAGGAUGUAUUAUAUACUCCAGGGUAUUCUAUUAAACCCGGAGAAAUUCAGCAUUUAAAAAUUCCAUUAACCAUUUGGAGUGAAAAAGAAUUAAGUAUAUCUUAUGAAGAUUUGAAAAAAUUUGAAGUUACAAUUGAAAUGUGGUGUAUAAAGGGACUUAUAUUUAAUGAACUUUAUGCAUCUUCUAAAAUAAAUUUAAAAGAAAUAAUUGAAAAUGAUCCAGAUAGUAGUAUAGUAUUAAAAAGGAAAAUUGAAAAGAAGAAAAUAACAUUUGAUGCCCAACGUUUAGGGAUAUAUAUGCAGCUAUCGGAAAUCUUCGAAUUUCAUAUGGCCUUAGACAGUUGGUGGUUUAUAGCAAAUUCCGAGAUGCCUAGCUAUUUAAAGCUAUUACCAAAAUUUUUAAGAUUUAAGUUCCCUUUAAGUGAAGGUGAAUGGGUAAUUCAUAGCUCUAAUAAGUCUAGUAAUAAUUUUUGGCUUUACCCUGGAUACUUUUGUUUUAUUGGGACAUACCGACAAUUAGCAAAUGCCUUUUUUAUUCUUGCAGUAUUAUGCUAUAAUUCUAAUUACAAAUAUAAGCCACCUAUUCUAUUGGGCUCAUGUAUAGUAUCUCUAAAAUCCGUGACAGAAUAUCCUUUUUUUAAGGGGACUGUAAAAAAACUAACAUUGGAAAAAAGAAAAUUUAAACAGGGAGAAAUUGUAGGAAAUAUAAAAUGCUUUGUUAAUAGUUAUGGGAUCCAAGAAGAUGAUACAAACAUACAAAGGCCUGUUCAACCAUUGAGUGAUGUUACAUUAGUAAACCAGCUAUCUUUAAAUGAUCACUAUUUAGUAAUAAGAAUAAUAAAAUGCGAAAAUUUAGCUAUAAGUAGUUUAGACCUAAACAAUAUUAAUAUAAAUGUAUGGGUAAAAUGGGAUGGAAUAGUUAACAAAACGGAUACUGUAUCAAAAACAGUGUCUCCUUUUUUUUAUCAAAAUUUAUAUUAUCCAAUACGAUUAGUUGACAGAAAAGAAUUAACAAAUCAAAAAUUAAUACAUAAUGUCUUACCUAUAGAUUUAAUUUCAAAAGGAGAUAUUUGUUUAGAAGUUCACAAUAACAAUGAAAUAUAUUCAUCAAUUUUAGGAAUUUUCGAAUUACCAUUUGCGGAUAUAUUUAAUUACGGAACACAUGAUAUUAGGGCAUUAGCUCAGGAUAAGAAUGAGGAUUCGAUACAUAAUGAAAACAAAAAUUACGAGUAUUAUGAUCAAGGAUUUGAUAAUCCAGAUGAUAAUUAUGAGGAUUAUUAUUCAAGACAAUAUAGAACAAUUGUUUAUAAAAAUACAUUAGAUUUAAUGUAUUCUAGAGCCCAUUUAAAAUCUUUAAAUAAGGGAAAUGUGCAAACAAAAAGAAAAUCGACGAUAUCAAUCGAAGCUUUUGUAAUCCCUCCACUUCCAAGUGGAUUGGUUUUUUUUAAGGAAAAUAAAUCUCAAAAUUCUUCUAUAAUAUACAAAUCUAUGUCAAAAAGAUGGGAACAAGACUUUAAGGGAUUCAAUGAUAUCUAUUUGCAGUGGUUUCCAAAGGCUAUCAAAAAUAGAAGCUUCCCUUGCAUAAGCAAAAACGAAUUUGACGAUAACUACUAUCCUCUUUGUAGUUUUGUGACGCCUAUCAAUUUGCCUGCCCAAGUUUCAACACCAGGUCCUUUAUUUCACUGGCUAAAUAAUAUUGAGUAUAUAGAAAAUGAUGAUGAGCCCAUCAAUUUCACUCCUCCCCAUUUUUUCUUGUCUUAUAAAAAGGGAACAAUACAAGAUCAUGCCUUGUUACUAUGCUGUUGUUUGAAGGGGUUGGAAUAUGACGCAUAUGUAUGCAAAGGUACUAUAAAUAACGGGAAAACAGAUCAUUACUGGGUAAUGACUAGACACGAAAAAGGAUGGGUUUGUUUUUGGGAAGUAACAAAUAAGUCUAUUAUACAUUUAAAAAAUCGAUGGAAUAAUAAUAAUUUUUUAAAAAAUUUUGAUAUAUUAACAGAAAAUAAAAUGAUUAAUAAAAUGAAUGAAAAUGAUAAUGAUAAAUAUUAUAAUGGUGAAUAUUUAUCUAAUUAUAUAAAAUAUGGUUUAGAGGAAUUAAAAAUUCGUAAAAAUCAAAUAAUACAAGAAUAUAAUAUGAAAGAAGAAAACCAAUUAUAUACUAUGGACUUAUAUGGAGAACAUCAUAUGAAGGAUGAGGAGGUAAAUAUUGAUGAGGUUUUAUAUAAUGAUGAAGAAUUUUUUGAUAAUAUAUUUAAAGUAAAAUAUGAAAAAAAUAAUACAUAUAAUUGUAAUAAAGCUAUAAAAUAUGUAUUAGAAUCAUUUUCAAAAUAUAUACCUAUUGCCCCAAAACUUGGUUUACUAAAUUAUGAAAAAACUUUAACAUAUGUUCCAUAUUCAUCUAUAGAAAUAAUUUUUAAUGAUCAGCAAUUAUAUGGUAAUAUGCAAAACCAUCAUCCUGCAUGUAUUUUAUAUGAUUUAGAAAAUAAUUACCAUUGGCGUCCCCUUUUAAAUCAUGAGCCACCACAAAUAAAAAGUGAAAUAACAAUUUCAACUCCAUUAAGUGAUAAACUUUCAAUAAAAUAUAUGAAGGAACUAGAAGAAGAAAUACAGGAAAUGAUUUUUUUUAUUCGAAAUGUUGAGGGGUUAGAAACAAAUUUUGAUCACUCAAAAGAAAUAAAAUAUUUUUUAGAAAUGUAUAUUGAUAUAUGUGAAUAUAAAUUAAAUUUAGACAAUAACUUUAAUCCUAAACCAGAAAACUAUGAAUGGAAAAAUGAAAAAGGAAUUGAAAAAAACAUGAAUAAUGAUUUAAUGGCUGGAAAUGUGGAAAAUGAUAUGGGAAAUAUGAACAAUAUAAAUAGCAAUAAUAAUGGAUCGAGAAAAAGCUGGUCUCAAUAUAAAAAUGAUUUUUAUCCAAAUAUCGAAGGACAAUAUAUAAAUAAAGAAAAUAUAAAUUUUCACAAUUCUUAUCAUCCAGCUAAAAAUGUAGAAAUAAUGAAUAGCGAAAAAAAAAAAGAUUUAUCUAAUAUUCCUCAAGAUUAUGUAUAUGGAAUGAAUAAUGAAAUAUAUAAUGAUGGAAAGGAAGAAUAUAUAAAAAAUUAUGUUUUUAAUAAGAAUAGUACUGAUAUAUUAAAUAAUUAUGAUGAAAAAAUAAAAAGAAAAAAUACAAAACGUUUUAGCAAUGCUCCUUUACACUAUCAAGACAAUGAACAAGACACAAGUUGGUAUUUAGAUAUUCCAAAUUAUAUUUACGAUUGUGAUAGUAUUGAAAAAGGAAGGGAUUUAAAAAAUUGUAAUGAUAGUCAGACAGGAGAAGACAAAAUACAGGUUGUAAUAAAUGAUGAAAACGAUUUUAAGGAAGAUGAAAUAAAAAAAAUGAACAACAAUGAAUAUUGUGUAGAACAUAAUUGUGAAGAGUCUGAAGAAUGGGAAGAAGAAAUAUACAAAGAAAUAAAAGAAAGAUAUUACUGCUAUGAUGAUAGUGAAUGUUCUGACAAUAAUAGUCAUAAAAAUAUUCCAAGUAAAUUUAUAAAAAAUAAUAAUAAUAUACUUAAAUUAGAAAAAAAAUUAAAAAAAUAUGAAAAAAAUAUGAAAAAAGAAAUGAUUGAUAUUAAAUUGGGUAGUAAAGGGUUGCAAAAAAAAAACAAGAAAAAAUUAUUUUCCAAAUUUUUAGACACACAAGAAUAUUUGAUAAAUAAACUGGAUAAUAACAUAAGUAAGACAAAUAUAAAAAAUGAAAAUAAGACUAAAACAUGUUACAAGAAUCUUAGUUGUGAAAAAAAUAGUGGUUAUAAAAAAUCUGAAAAAAUGAAAUACCCAAUCAAUGGAUAUUUUAUUAUUCCUUCGAAAAAUGGCAGUGAUGAUAUAUAUACUUUUGAGAAUGUAAGGAAAAAUGAAAAAGUAUCUUACAAAAAAAAAAAAGAUAUAUUGAAAGGAGUUAAAAAUAAUUCGAAAAAAUUAUAUAGAGAAAAAAUAAAAAUGGACAAGAGUGAUAAACAAUGUAAGAAAAAAAACAGAACAAAUAUUUUACAUAAUAUGUGUAAAAAAUUGUAUAAUAUUAAAUUAAUAGAUUAUAAAAAUUUAAAUAAAAAAUGGGUAAUCAAAAAAAAGUAUAAUAAAAUAAGAGUGCGAAAAUUUAGGUUAGGAAGACGUAUACAUAUUAGGGGGAAAAGAAAAAACAAAUUAUUUUGUAAAGAUAUUUCUUUUUUCAUAAAUUCAAAUAUUAUCAAAAAUGAUGUGGAAUCACAAUUAUCACUCGAUAAAGAAACAGUAAAUUUUACAAAAAAUAAAAAAUUUGAAUAUGAAAGUGCUCAUCAAAUGCACAAAGUUUCAGAUAUGGAGGGGAAGAAUAACCAUCAAAUUGCGGAAGAUCAGAGUUGGAAAAUGGGUACUCAAAUAAAUCAAAGAUAUCCUAUGGAUAUGGCAAAUGAAGUUAAUGAUGAAAAUAUAAUAAUGAAAAAUAAAAUAAUUCCAAACAAUUUUAGUGAACUUUCUAUGGGUAAAACAUUUGAAAAAAAUGAAAAUAGUGAAAAUAAAUCUAUGAAAAAUACUCCAGAAGUUCCUCCCCCUAAAACAUGGUCACGAUUAGAUGUAACAUCAAAAUAUGCUGCUCAUCAAAUUUCUCAGUGGAAUUGGUACUAUGCCUUGGAGGAGCAAUAUUUCAAUUGGCAAUACUACAAAUUCCCAGUUCCCCCAAAUCAUACUUUUGUCGGAUUUCCCAUUCAUUUUUCGACCCCAGACUUUUCUGAAAUAAAAUCCUUCUUGUUGAGCUCUAAGCGGUUUGAUAAUAUAAUGAAGCUUUCAAUAAAUAACAUUUCAUUUGUUAUAUAUUGUAAAUCUUAUCCUUUAAUUGGGGGUGUAAUGUCUAAUUGGAUUUUUUUAGGAUGUUUGGUUCCUUGGAUGACUGCCCAAGAAAGAGAAACGAAUAUGAAAAAAAAAAUUCAUAGAAAUCAUAAUGAAAGAUAG
Plasmodium vinckei vinckei is the source of this 5553-nucleotide messenger RNA. Its product is annotated as centrosomal protein CEP76, putative. NCBI's taxonomy places the organism in Eukaryota, Apicomplexa, Aconoidasida, Haemosporida, Plasmodiidae. The record is from RefSeq and is a predicted model, not a curated record. The transcript is spliced from 20 exons. The coding region runs from base 1 to 5553 and encodes 1850 amino acids.